UCUUUUCGUAAUUUUAUUUAGAAUAUAGGCCUUCAUACAAAGUUCGUCAACGUUUUAGGGUUUUCACCUAGUUGCGACUAAGCAAAGCGAAGCUGCGUCUUCUCUCUCGUCUCUGUUGAAGAGCCUCUUCUCGCGGUCACCAUGGGGAAAACACGUGGAAUGGGAGCCGGUCGCAAGCUGAAGUCCCACCGUAGAAGGCAAAGGUGGGCUGAUAAGGCAUAUAAAAAGUCCCAUCUUGGCAAUGAAUGGAAGAAACCAUUUGCCGGGUCCUCCCAUGCAAAAGGCAUUGUUCUUGAAAAAAUCGGGAUUGAGGCUAAGCAGCCAAACUCUGCAAUUAGAAAAUGUGCUCGAGUUCAGUUGAUUAAGAAUGGAAAGAAAAUCGCUGCAUUCGUGCCAAAUGAUGGUUGCUUGAACUAUAUCGAGGAGAAUGACGAGGUGCUGAUUGCAGGAUUUGGCCGUAAGGGGCAUGCAGUCGGAGAUAUUCCUGGAGUCAGAUUCAAGGUUGUGAAGGUGUCAGGGGUGUCUCUUUUGGCUCUGUUCAAAGAGAAAAAGGAGAAGCCAAGGUCCUGAACACCAGUGAAGAGAGGAUUUUGUGCAGAUAUGUCCUUAGAUGAGACACUUCUUUUUCCCCUCUCCGGAACUACUACUCAUGCUUUGUCUUGCUGCUCUUUGAUCCAGUAUUUACCUUCUUCACUUAUCGAACUUAAUGAGAUAGUGACAUUAUCUUGUUUCUUAGAUACUCUUGUUCUAUUCAUUAUGUUUGAGUAUAUGUUUAUGCUCCUGAAACUUCAGAUAUGCAUUAUGUUAUGUCCCAUGCUUACCGCAUGUUACAAUACUACCUUGGAAGUUACAUAUCUUUAACUAAGAAAA
Molecule: messenger RNA, 870 nt
Organism: Cornus florida
Lineage: Eukaryota; Viridiplantae; Streptophyta; Magnoliopsida; Cornales; Cornaceae
Product: small ribosomal subunit protein uS12
Exons: 4
Coding region: 142-570 (142 amino acids)
Biological process (GO): translation
Cellular component (GO): ribosome; cytosolic small ribosomal subunit
Molecular function (GO): structural constituent of ribosome
Source: RefSeq, a predicted model, not a curated record